This is a messenger RNA of Tetrahymena thermophila SB210, 3945 nucleotides long. Its product is annotated as transmembrane protein, putative. Lineage: Eukaryota; Ciliophora; Oligohymenophorea; Hymenostomatida; Tetrahymenidae. The record is from RefSeq and is a predicted model, not a curated record. The transcript has 5 exons.
AAUCUUUUCGAUCGAUUAAUUAAUUUCUGUAAAAAAAGUAAAAAAUAUAUUUAAGAUAACAUUUCUAUGAUUUUAAUGAAGUCUUUUUUUCAUCAGAUAUUUAUUAUUCUUGCUAUAAACCAUCAGAUUUUAAGUGCUUAGUUUCUUUCUAACAGAUCACUUCAAAAUCAAUAAGAAGUUAUAUUGUCUGAGUCAAAUUAUGGUGACUGCUACGACUUUACAACAGAUAAUCUUUAUGAAAAUAAAUGGACUCUUUUUUAAAUACCUAGCAAAUCUAUUAUAUUUUAUCCAGAUUGUGUUGGUAAAUGCGGACAAUUUGGAAGCAUUUUGGGUCCUUUUUCAAGCUCAAAUGGAUUAUAAAGGCUAAUAUAAAUUUCGAAACCACAUACUAAAGUUACAAUAGAGGCUGCAUUUGUUUAAAUUGAUGGAUGGAGUGUUGGAUAAUAAUUUGUAAUGAUAAUAGAUGGAUAAAUUGUUUACACUUGGGAGUAUUAUGGCGCAGAUAUUUUAGAUGUUAAUUAAUGUGAUGUAGUCUUGAAUGGAAUUUAGGACCAUAUGCAAGCUUUAAAAGUAACUGUACCUCACAGUUCAAAUACAAUUAAUAUCAGUGUAUACACAAUUGAUAGUAAUAGCGAGCUAGUUAAUAUGUGGGGUUUAAAAAAUUUUACUGUAUUGACUGACAUUUGUGAACCUGGAGUAAACUCUUGUUAAGAUAUAAGUCCUUUAAAAUAUAUUUUAAAUACAUAAAGCUUUAAUUAGCCAAUGAUCAAACCUAUUAUUUAAAUACAAUUCAAUCGACCCCUUACAUCUGGAAUUCUUAAUUCGGAUAUAAGUAUAUAAAUAGACUAAGUUGAUAGCCAAUUAUAUAACUAUACUGUGAGUUAAAUUGAUAACUAAUAUUAGACAUUCUAUAUAAAUUUUGAUUAAAUGAAUUUUUCAACUUAUUAUGGAUAAUUGAUGACUAUAACUAUAUUAAAGUAAGUCAAAGAUUAGAAUGGCAUGGCUUUAUAAUAACAAUCUGUACAAUCAAUAAUGCCAAGCUAUUACAAUUACCCAAUAUCAGAUAUAAAUAUGAUUUCAACAGUGAAAAAAAUUACACAAGGAUUCGCCACUACUAUAGUAGUUUCAACGGCAAUUUUGACAUUCGGAUUUGAUAAAUUCAACUGGUUGUUCUAUUCUACAGAUAUUGGAUAGAUUUUAUAUUUAUCUACUUUUAUAAAUGUAAAAUUCCCUCAAAAUGUGGAACAAGUUCUUUUUGAUGGUUGUUCAAUUUUUCAUCUUCAAGGUUUGACUGAAAUAUUUAAAUAAAUUAUUUCAAAUUCUACUAUUCAAUAGCAGUAACCUUACUUCUAACGAUUCUAAGAUUUAGGUAUCAAAUCAUUGUUUCUUUUAAAUGCAGGAAAUCUAGUUGUCUUUAUCAUAGUCUUUCUCAUAAUUUUUUCAAUUAUUUAGCUAUUGUCUUCAUUCAAUUUGAUUAAAAAUCAAAGAUUCAAAAGCUCACUCUAGUUUUAUCUUGAAAAGAAAGUAAAAUGGAGAUUAUUUUUCUCUUUGGCUUACUUUUUAUAUGCUUAGAUUCUCUUUGCUGCACUAAUAUAAAUAUUUACUUGGAGUGCAAAUUCUUUUUCUGAAAUAAUUUCCUAUAUUCUCUCUUUCAUCAGCAUACUAUUUGGAAUGCUAAUGCCUCUCGGAAUGUACAGACUUAUUUCUAAAAACAUGGCAAAAGUUCUUGACAAUUCUCUAGAUAAAACGUUUACACAAAAAAAUGGGAUUGCGUGGCAGGAUUUAAAAAAACCUGAAAAAAAUGGUUCUAAGAAGACAAUUUUUUUCCACUUCUUUUUACUCCUUAGAAGAAGCUUCUAUGCUUGCAUUGUGGUAUUCUUUCAGUUUAAUGCGAACCUUCAAAUUGCUUUACUUAAUAUCUGUAAUGUAUCUAUUAUUUUCGUUGUCAUUUUCUAAAUGCCUUUCACAAAAAGAAGAAGUAAUUAUAAAAUAAUAAUCACUGAAUUCGUCCUCGUAUGUGAAUAUAUGGUCAUCUAAAGCUACUAAAAUGAGUAAGAAAAUGAAUAAUCAAGGAUUAGCAGAGGAUGGAUAGUCGCAUUCGCUACAGUGUUUAUUGUAUUUUUACAAAUAUUUUUUCUUUUAAUUGAUGUGUUUGAACCUGUUGUAAGUUAUCUGAAAGUAUUCUAUAUUAAAUUGCAAGAAGCUAAAUUAUAAGAAGCACCAGUAGAUGUUGACUUAGAAAAAUAAAAGUUAAAGGUUGCUGAAGAAGAUGAGGAAUAAGUGAAAAUUAAAUAAUCUAAUCUGCUGAAUGAUUCAAAUCAUGAAAAACAUUAAAAUUAAAAGGUGAAAGUUCCCAUCAAUUAAAGCGAGAUAGCUUAAAAUAAUGUAUCAACACCAUAGAUUUUAAAUAGAAGUUCUUUUAAGAGGACAAGCGAAUUCAGCAACAGUAAGCUAUAGUAAAGUAAAUUAUUUAUAGGCACUGUAGCAAAAAGCGAAUCUCAGCUUAAAAUACCUGCUUUAAAAUAAACAGAUGGAGUGAUACCCUAAGUUUCCUUAAAUUUGUUAAGCAGUCCUCCAUCUUUAGCAAAUUAAAGUGAGUUGCUUGUCUCGAGCUAAAAAUACUUCGGAAGUAAUAGAAGUAUUAAAUUAAAAAACGCGUAACUACCUGCUAGUAGCACUUUACCUUCAAAUAUUAAUAGCAAUCCUCACAAUAAUCAUCAGGUGCUUAAUACAAGCAAUAAUAACGUAUCUAUUAACUAAUUUGAUUAAAAUUUGGAAAUUGUUCUGAAAAAUGACAAUAUAGAAAAUAUUAAAAGAACUGAUACUUAAUAAGAAUAAAAUAACAACCAAAUCAAAAAUACUCCUAAAAAGAUUUUGAAACACUAAUAAAGUAAUAAUAGUGUCAACUCUACAAGCUUUUAAUAGUUAGAUGGGAGCUAUUACAUGCCAUAAAUUUAAAACUAUGAUUAAAUAUCAACAAAAAUAUCAAAUAGAUAGACUAUCGCUGAGACUUUUAAUAAUAGCAAUUUAUUUAUUUAGUAAAAGCUAAGCUAUGAAGAUGAUAAUUCACUUAAUAAAUCAAAUUCUCCACACAAAAGCUCAUUAAGCUUCUAAGGUUUUAAAAUAAAGAGUGACUCUGAAAUCCCUUAGGUAAACAGAAGAGUAUCUAGGAAUCUGAGUCUAAAGGUGUAAUAACAAUUUAUUUCUCCAGAUACAUACAAGAGAAAUGCAACAGAAGAAACGGAAGAAGAGUAAGACGAUUAAUCUACCUUAAAGCCUCAUUUUUUCUCCAAAAUGGUUAGAAGCAAUUAAACUAUAUAGGAAUAACCAGGAGAAGAAAACGGAUCUAUAAUGGGUUAAAGCUAAGUACAGAUUAGAUCAAUUAAUGAAAGCCCUAUAGACAUCGCUUCUCUUUAACAAAAAAAAAUAUUUCCACUCCUUAGAAAUUUCCCUAGACAUUAAAGUAGAAUAAUCCAAAGAGAGUUUACGAACAUAGAAGAAGAGAAUGAAGAAUCAAAUUAAAAUUCUAAUUCUAUUAUAAUUCAUGACGGGAUCUCUUCAAGGGACAUUUAAUAUACAGGGGAGUUGACAAAUAAAAGUAAAAUAGCAUAAGAAGUCAUAAAAAAAUUCGGAUUUCCUUCUUCAGACGAAAAUUCACAAGUCAACAACGAAAACGAAAGCCCUAGAUAAGCCUUUACAAGAUUAAAUGAUAGAAAAAAGAGUCAGUUUGCUAAAUAUAAUAGUGAGAAUAGCAUUUAAGAUGAUGCCACAUAAGUUGGAAUAACUCCAUAAUAAUAAUCUUAAACCGAAAUAGGUGAACAAAAGACGAAUUAAAUAGAGUAAUAAGAAGUCAAGGAAGAAAGAUAAGACCAUUUAAGUGGAAUUUAAUAAGAUGUGAGCAUUUAAAGUGCAUAAGACAAUCCUACAAAACUUUAAGCAAACUGA